GAAUGAUGUCAUCGCAUGACUGUGUUUUUAUGAAUGAAAAGAAUCCUCUGAGUGAGUAAUUCCAGGAAACUCAUAUUACAACUCAGCAGAUCACCGCGCAGAGCCCAGCUCAGCCCUUCUCCUCGGAAAACAACAACUUCAUUUACAGAAACAAACAAGGUGAUUUGAGAGCAUAAUCGGCGAGGAAAGCAAAGGGGGUCUCUCCCAGGACAGCGAGAGGGGAAGGACAGCAGACAAAAGAGGGAUCCGGAGGAUUUGCCUGAAAUUACAGGCUCUUUCCCGGGGAUUGGCAGGAGCGUGAGGGAAAAUGUCAGCUGACAGCUUGUCAAGCAAAGCCCUAAAGAUCAAACGGGAGAUGGGUGAGAACACGCCGCACCUCUCGGAUGAGGAGCUCAUGGGGUUGUCCGUGCGGGAACUCAACCACCACCUGCGAGGCCUCUCCAAGGAGGAGGUUGCGCGGCUGAAGCAGCGUCGGCGCACGCUGAAGAACCGCGGCUACGCGGCCAGCUGCCGGGUCAAGCGGGUGUGUCAGAAGGAAGAACUGCAGAAGCAGAAGACGGAGUUGGAAAGGGAGGUCGAUAAGCUAGCACGGGAGAAUGCGGCCAUGCGCCUGGAGCUCGACGCCCUACGGGGCAAGUAUGAGGCGUUGCAGGGCUUUGCCCGCACCGUUACCGCUCACGGCGCUACUGCCAAGGUGGCUACUGCCAGCGUCAUUACCAUCGUCAAAUCUGGCUCCAACCAGGCCACGUACUCCUAGUGUCUGCAAGCCAAGUUGUGAACUGAGUCCUGUUGCCAUGCCUCUGCCCAGCUCUCACCUAGAACGGCUGUAGCUGCACUGGCCUCUCCCCUUCUUCCACUUUUUUUUCUGCCAUCUGAAGGAGACAGAAUCGGCUUGAAGACAAAAGGGAUGAAUGUUGAACUUCCUCCUCUGUCCCUUACUGUGGUUGGGAGAGGGCGGGAAGGUGGUGCCUGAUUUGUGUCAUUUUAGUUGUGUACGUUAUCCGUGGAUUGGAAUGCAGUGGCCAGUUCUCCCCUCCCCCUUUUCCUUCCUCCAACCACUUUUCUUUUCCAUUUGAUGUUUGUCAGGUUUUCUCCUCUUGCCCUUCUGUGUACUGGACCCCCAAGCUAAUGUAGUAGGAUGGGUCUGGAGAUGACGUCGCUGUUAUAGUUGGGAGCACAGCUUCUGAGAACCUUUGAUUGCAAAGGUAGCGAAAGGGAAAUAACUUCUCUGUGACAGGGCAAAAGGGAUGCUAAAGAGAAGCCUGCUUUUUGUCGGUGAGAGCUGGCGAUGCACUUAAUGAUCCAGGAUGUCCCCAGAAGCUGCCACCCUGGUCUCUCGGUGGCUAAGCUUUGAACCGAUCCUGUGUGUCCAUAUUAUAGAACUGCCUUCCCUCUUUGUUGUGCGCACUUUGACUCAGAAGCUCCAUGCUUCCUUCAAUUUGGAAUUGGAGUUGUUUGAACCGGCCGUAAUAAGAGCAAUCCGAAUCAGAUUGAGUUUUGGAUGAGUAGACAUACUUAAUAACAAUAAAGGAAAGAGGAAAUUAGUUGUAGCAAGGGGCAAGAAAAGGAAUUAUUGUUGUGUGAUCGUACGGAUGGUGAAGGGAAGGGGUCGUUGAGGUGCACACCAAGAACACAGAGUCGGUUGCUGUCAUCCCAGUCUAUGAUAAUAGAAAUACUUGACAACUUAGUAACUAGAAGAGACAACCUCUGUGUCUCCAGCUGGGUGUCCUUGUAACCUUAGUUGACGUACCCUUUUUAUUAUAAUGGUGUUCUUGGUCUGAGGGUUCAAGCUCUCUGGCAUGGGAUGGAAGUAGCUUUCUAAAGAGGGAAAACAAGGUGGAGAAAGUAGAGCAGGAAUGUGGCGGGAUGAGGCAGGAGAAAGAAGGAUAAAGCAAGUGAGACUGCUGGAUAGAGAAGGAGCAACAGAUUAUAAACAACACCCAAGGAAAACCUUUCCAUUCUAAUGGGAAUAGUUUCCAGAGGGCUACCUGUGGUAGUAUUUCACCUAAUUUUGCAGUUUUCAUGUUGAGUAAAGGGUGAGGAGUACAAUAAUUGAGGAACACACAAGAGGCACAAUUCAUCCAAUCAGAAGGAACCCCCAGUUUAGUGGGCAAGUAUCUUUUUAUUAUGUUUGAAAAUACAUAGCAUCUGCUUUUGGGGUGGGGGUGGGGAGGGGAUUCAAGUAUAACAGAAAGAAUCUUCCUUCCAUAUUUUCUUUCCAUUUCUUUCAUCUGGUAGAUAAACUCGAGUGUCAGGAAAGAAAUAUGCAGAACUCUCCCAGAGAUGAAAGAAAAUGUGGGAUCACCAGAAUCUAGCUGCACAUUGGGUUGGCCAAGCCCAACAGCUAGCUGCCUUGGGGCAGCAGGAUUCUAGAAGCUCUGGACUAAUGGGAAAUUCUUCAAGCCCGUUCUUUUUCCCUACAAGCAAAGAGGGGAGGAGAUUUCCUUGCUCAGAAGAAAUGCAAAUACCCUUCCCUGUUGCAAGUGUGUGUGUGUCUGUCUGUCUGUCUAGGAUUAAUUUUGACACAGGGCAGCAAAAUAGCUUGAGCCAAAUAGCUACACAAAUCAAAAUGGAGGGUUACUAGCCAAAAGCAAUGUCUUCUAUACAAAUAAAGCCUGUUCGGAGAAACUGAGUCAAAGGGAGAAUGGGUUUUGCUGAGGAGAGCCAAGUAACGGAGUUGUGGGAUCCCUUGUGUCCCGUGGUAUUUAUCCCUUAUCCUUUAAAGGGUGCAGCCUUAUAUCUAUAUAUCUAUAUAUACACAGAGAGACACUUACUUACCUGAGAGCAAGUCCCAUUGAACUCUGUAGGACUUGCUUCUGAAUAGACUUACAUAAGAAGGCACUGUGAAUCAUGCUGCUGCAUUCAUUAACUAGAGAGGGGAACUCAUUGCUGACCACUCAGCUUCUGAGAGUUUUUCCUACAUUUCCAGUAGUCACAGGAAUCAUGUUUAAAUGCCACAGUAGAUUACUGCUCUUCCCCCAAGAAUGGGCAGUGUGGUGGUGCCACUCAGAAGCCAAAUGUGGGCUCAGUUUAAAUAUAAUUUAAAAGUGUGUUUAAAUAUAUAUGUAUAUGCACAUUACCCAGCCAGGCUUCCAUGGAGACAGUAUCCCAUUUAAACCAGGUUGCCUUCAUUUACAGUACAUACGCAAGGUUGUCACGCUAGGAAUCCAUGGGCCAGAUGGGUUGCACUGAUGUGCUAGCGUCGCAUUCGGAGGAACCAGCGCCUGAUUUAAGCGUGAUGCCCAUCUCUAAAUCCACUUGGGGAAACUGUUUUAGCCCAUCAGCUAUCAAGUUUAAAACUGGGUUUGGAAUCUUGGCCCAAGCAGAAAGCAUAAGAGAAAAAAACAAAAGCUAUAUCAAGGAAUAUAGCUUAUCUCUGAUCAUUUUCAGAAGCUGGCUAACUCAUAAGUCAUUGAUGGCUUGAGUGCAGAUGCGUAAAUGAAAAUGGGGGAGGGCUUAGAUUAGGUGGGUUUUGAAGGUACCUUCCACCCUUAAGUUAAUAUGCUAACAUAGGAACCAGUGAGUAUUUGUGGGCAGUCACUUCCAGGCAUGUGCCACAGUGACUUAAUUAAAUGACCAUUAACCCUUUAAUUAUUUAGACAUAUGGUUGGGUUCACCCACCCUGCAGCUUACCACGACACCCACCCCCAUGAUGGAAUCAGCUUCCAAACCAGUGUUGUCCGUCCAUCCAUCCUCCCUCCCCCAGCCUUUGAUGAUCCUUAUGGGGGUCCUUCCUUAGCGUUUCUCCCUUGUUCCUACCCUGUGAUUUAUUUAUUGCACAAAUAUAAGUUAUUUUCACGUCCUUUAUGCCAUUCCGCCUUGUGGCCAGGAUGUUGGUACAGAGCCGUACUUUAUAUUUUAUAUAUGCAAAUCACAUUUUAUCUUCUAUAGAGCAAGAAAAAAGUACUUAUUUAUUUUCUGACUUACAGUAAGUGUCCUGCCAGACUCCUCUGUAUUUUGUAGACUUUACAAAUAAAGCCAGAUUUUUUUUUCCAAAA
Molecule: messenger RNA, 3998 nt
Organism: Elgaria multicarinata webbii
Lineage: Eukaryota; Metazoa; Chordata; Lepidosauria; Squamata; Anguidae
Gene: MAFF
Product: MAF bZIP transcription factor F
Exons: 3
Coding region: 308-757 (149 amino acids)
Biological process (GO): regulation of epidermal cell differentiation; regulation of transcription by RNA polymerase II
Cellular component (GO): nucleus
Molecular function (GO): RNA polymerase II cis-regulatory region sequence-specific DNA binding; DNA-binding transcription factor activity, RNA polymerase II-specific
Source: RefSeq, a predicted model, not a curated record